Molecule: messenger RNA, 1205 nt
Organism: Cyprinodon variegatus (sheepshead minnow)
Lineage: Eukaryota; Metazoa; Chordata; Actinopteri; Cyprinodontiformes; Cyprinodontidae
Product: tripartite motif-containing protein 60-like
Exons: 3
Coding region: 108-1205 (365 amino acids)
Molecular function (GO): protein binding; zinc ion binding
Source: RefSeq, a predicted model, not a curated record
CACAGCAAACAUGGAGAGAAAUCGCUGAAGACUCAUUAAAACUGAAAAUCCUAAAACAGAAACUUAUGCAGGUUGAAGAAACUACAAAAGCUUCACUCAGAGACUAAAUGGCUUCCAGGUUAGAGGAGGAUCUCUGCUGUCCGGUCUGUCAGGACGUCUUUAAGGAUCCAGUUGUUCUGACAUGUAGCCACAGCUUCUGUAUGGAGUGUGUUAAAAAGUUCUGGAAAGAUAAACCAACUCGGGAGUGUCCAAUUUGUCGAAGAAUAUCUUUCAGCAAAGAUCCUCCAAGGAAUUUGGUUUUGAAGAAUCUAUGUGAGUCCAUCCGCAAAGAAAGAGCUUCAGAGGAUCUCUGCAGUCUGCACUCUGAGAAACUCAGACUCUUCUGUCUGGACCAUCAGCAGCCAGUGUGUCUCGUCUGCAGAGAUUCCAAACUCCAUAAAAGCCACAGCUUUACACCCAUAGAUGAAGCUGCACAGGAUCACAGAGUGAAUCUCCGUUCAUCUCUAGAAACCAUCAAGAAAAAGCUAAAACUCAGGAAGAAAGUUCAAGAGGAGUUUGAUCAGACAGCAGAACACAUGAAGGUCCAGGCCCGACACACAGAGAGGCUGAUUAAGGAGCAGUUUAAGAAGCUUCAUCAGUUUCUAGCCUUCAACAUCUGGAGCAACAUGAAGAACAUGGUGUCCUACACUCCUCUCAUCCUGGGCCCAAACACUGCUCACCCAUACCUUAUCCUGUCAGAAGAUCUGACCAGUUUGAGGGAAGGAGACAAACAGGAGCUUCCAGACAAUCCAAAGAGAUUUGAUAAAAGAUGUUCUGUCCUGAGCUCUGAGGGGUUUACCUCAGGGAACCACAGCUGGAAUGUUGAUGUUGGGGACAGUGAAGUGUGGAUGCUUGGCGUGUUAGCAGAUUCUGUCCAGAGGAAGGGAGACAUAUGGUCUAGGUUGUGGGUCAUAUGGUUUAUUCAAGGUAAAUACACAACAUGGUCACCACCAGCUGUUCCCAAUGACCUUCAUAUCCAGAAGAAGCUCCAGAAGAUCAAAGUCAAACUGGACAUGAAGAAAGGAAGGCUUUCCUUCACAGAUCUGGACACUGACACACAAUUCCACAGCUUCAGACACCCUUUCUCUGAGAGAAUGUUUCCAUACUUUUAUACUGACACUGAGAUUAGUAUCUUACCAAUGAACAUUUCAGUAACUAAACAGUAG